Rhineura floridana is the source of this 2129-nucleotide messenger RNA. RefSeq names its product vesicle transport through interaction with t-SNAREs 1B (gene VTI1B). Gene Ontology annotation, cellular component: SNARE complex; Golgi apparatus; endoplasmic reticulum membrane. Lineage: Eukaryota; Metazoa; Chordata; Lepidosauria; Squamata; Rhineuridae. The transcript is spliced from 6 exons. Gene Ontology annotation, biological process: retrograde transport, endosome to Golgi; Golgi to vacuole transport; vesicle fusion with Golgi apparatus. The record is from RefSeq and is a predicted model, not a curated record. Gene Ontology annotation, molecular function: SNARE binding; SNAP receptor activity. Bases 137 to 832 code for a protein of 231 amino acids.
AAACAGUACUCUUGUCACCGUCACCCUCUCCUAAUUCCGGAAGUUCUUGCAAAGUAAUGGCGAAGGCUCCCAGGCUGUAGUAACUGGGAUAGUUUCGGAUUCGGGAAGCCGUUUUCUUCUCCUGCUGCUCGGCAUCAUGAUGGAUCGCGGCGCCGGUUCCUCGGAGCACUUGGAGCGACUGCACGAAAUCUUCCGCGGCUUGCAUGGGGAGCUACGAAGCGUCCCGGAGAGGCUGCGCGGCAGUUCGGCGGUUGAGGAGAAGAAGAAGUUGAUUCGAGAAUUUGAUGAAAAACAAAAAGAAGCACAUGAAACGCUGCAGGAAAUGGAAGAAGAACUGAAAUAUGCUCCAGUGUCCUUCCACAAUCAAAUGAUGGCCAAAAUUCGGACUUACAGAAGAGACCUUGCCAUGUUCCAGAGGAAAAUGAAAAGCACCGAUUUAGGAGUGGUUGCCGGAGGACGUGGAGAUCCAAAAUUUGGAAUGUUCUCCUCAGAAAAUGAGCAGAGAACUCAAAUGCAGUCUCAGAGGGUGUUGCUGCUCCAAGGAACAGAAAGCUUGAACCGAGCCACUCAGAGCAUAGAGCGUUCGCACCAGAUUGCUGCAGAGACGGAUCAAAUUGGCACAGAUAUAAUUGAAGUGCUUGGAGAGCAGCGGGAGCAGCUGGACCGCACAAAGGGCAGACUGGUGAACACAAGUGAAAACUUAAGCAAAAGUCGAAAGAUACUGCGCUCCAUGUCAAGAAGGAUCAUGACAAACAAAUUAUUGCUCUCUGUUAUCAUCAUUUUGGAAUUAGCCAUCCUGGGAGGCAUUGUAUACUACAAGUUCUUCAGGUGAACCUUUUUGAGGCAUACACAGCUCUCGGUUUUCAUGUCUUCCACCCACCUUUAGAACUAUGCACAGACAUUGCCAAGAAACAGCUCUUUGGCAAAGAUUGAAAGAAACAGUUUAUAUUUAAUACAAUUGAAAGACACUACUGAUGUGCUGUCUAACAGCAUGUUCAACUGAGAAUCGCUGCCAGUAGGAAGUGUGGCUGUAAAGAAAGCUAGAGGGCAGUGAAGGGAUGGUAAGUUUUUGUAUAAUUGUCAAGUAAUAAACAUUCACCUAAGCUGACGUGUCGUCUAACUUGUAACACAGCUAUUUGGUUACACAAUGGAAAAGUAACUAGUCUCUCCAAAACUGGUGAACACUUCAGAGUGCAGUACAGUCAGUUUUUAGCCUAUCCAUUUGAGUAAUCAGCAGAACUGUAUAUAAUGCCCAUUGUGAAGCAUCUGCCAACACUUGUAGUUCCUACAUCCGUACUUGCUCUUCACUGUCAGAUUCAUCUGGUGAACUGGGUUUUGGUAGAUCAUCAAAAACUAUGUGUGCUCCUUCUCUUGUCUGCCCGAAGCAUGAAGCAAUCACAUCUACUGCAAGAUUAGCUGUUGCAUUCACUUCUUCCUGGGAAGCUCCAAGUAGUGGAUUUACUUCUACAAGGUCCAUGGCUGAAAGCAGGCCUGAGAAAUUAAAGAUGAUUGGUGAGUUACAUGGAAGACAUAGAACUUAAAUGUUUUUUCAAAAGCAUCACCUCAACCAAAGGACAGAUGGUCUGCACAAUCUGCAGCACCAUGUGUGUCUUGUAUGAAUCCAAGCUUCCAGCCAUGCAUUAUCUAGAAAAAACUAUUGCAAUUCUAGUAUUGCAGUAAUUACAUCAUUUGUACUGCCUUUUCGCUGAGUUCUCCAAAGCAACAUCAAUUAUUAGCAGUUGCAGUCCUUUUUCUAGGUUAUGUUGUUGACAGUAGUAUACAAUAUUAUCAUAGAGCCAGUACAGAUGAGUAGUUAAAUGUUUAAAGUAAUAUUUUUAUAGCAACAUUUGAGUAAAGUUUGUUUGCUUUUUACUAACAAGGAAGUGCAAUUUGAGAGUGGUCUGAAAGCUCUUGAGAUAACUCUUCCUAGCCUUGUUACUGUCCAAUACAAUGUAUUCUGAUUAAUUUCCCAGGGGUCGGGUAAGGAAGAGAACUGGAACUUCCACUGAGCUACACUCCUACAUUCUGAUGUAAACAAUCUCUGAAUACAUUUGUAACAAGAUGCCAUGCCAGCAUAUCCUUGUAUCAUGUUAUCUAAAACUUGAAAGUAAAAUAUACUUUGGUUCUUA